AUGGCGACUUCAACAGCAUCACCACAGACGCAGUCUUACAACCAUCUCCCCACCACACUCGCGUCCUCAACCCACCCCAUCCUCCUGCGGACGCUCGAGCCCGAGGACAACGUCGCCUUCGCGGCCAUCCUGUCAGACCCGCGCAACACGGAGCACGAGGCCGGCAGCCCGCCGGACCACAUGGAGCUAUCGGUGGCCACGGGCGCCAUCGCCCGCAUGCGGGACAGCGCGGCCGCGCCGACCGUGGUUUCGGCGCCGGAGGAGAGCGGGCCCGGCAAGGUGCUCAGCGGGCCCGGCCGCGUGAACCUCGCCAUCGUCUACCUGGGCGGCGACGCCGCCGGCUCCGUCAUCGGGCUGGGCGGGUUCGGCAGCAUCAAGGACCUGUCGCGGGCGACGGGCGAGCCGGUGGCGGACGUGGCCGCCGAGCCCUUUGAGCGCGUCGGCGACGUCGGCGCCAUGGUCAACGCCGAGUACCGGGGCCGCGGGUUCGCCGCCGAGGCCGUGCGGCUGGCCAUGGAGUGGGGGUUCGCGCCGGCGGGCCGGGGCGGCCUGCAGCUCGACCGCAUCACGGCGACCACGCGCGCGGCCAACGCGCCCAUGGUCCGCGUGCUGGCCAAGUUCGGCUGGGAGGGCCGCGCGGUGCCGGCUCAGGGGCCCGAGGGCAAGGACGAGCUGACGUACUCGAUGCAGGCGGAAGAGUGGGAGGCGAGGAGCCGGAAAUAG
Neoarthrinium moseri is the source of this 723-nucleotide messenger RNA. RefSeq lists its product as uncharacterized. The transcript has a single exon. The record is from RefSeq and is a predicted model, not a curated record. Gene Ontology annotation, molecular function: acyltransferase activity, transferring groups other than amino-acyl groups. Lineage: Eukaryota; Fungi; Ascomycota; Sordariomycetes; Amphisphaeriales; Apiosporaceae. Bases 1 to 723 code for a protein of 240 amino acids.